Messenger RNA from Schistocerca serialis cubense, 924 nucleotides. RefSeq names its product histone acetyltransferase KAT6A-like. Gene Ontology annotation, molecular function: RNA polymerase II cis-regulatory region sequence-specific DNA binding; DNA-binding transcription factor activity, RNA polymerase II-specific. Gene Ontology annotation, biological process: regulation of transcription by RNA polymerase II. Bases 1 to 924 code for a protein of 307 amino acids. Gene Ontology annotation, cellular component: nucleus. The record is from RefSeq and is a predicted model, not a curated record. The transcript is spliced from 5 exons. NCBI's taxonomy places the organism in Eukaryota, Metazoa, Arthropoda, Insecta, Orthoptera, Acrididae.
AUGGGUGCAGGAGGCGGAGGCGGCGCUGCUCCGGGCAUCAUUUUCGACCAACACCAUCAACAGCAGCAACAGCAGCAGCAGCAGCAACAACAACAACAACAGCCAGCUCCUCCACCACCCCCUCCCCCAGCCCCGCCGCAGCAGCAGCAACAGCUGGGAGGUGUGGGCGGCGGCGGCGGCACUCCGCUAGCCGCGCUGGGCCUGUCGGUGCCGGCGCUGCAGGCGGUCAGCGCCGCCGCGGCCGCCGGGGAGCCCGGCGUGCGCUCGGUGCGCGUGUCGACGCCGCUGGACGACGGGCAGGGCCAGGCGCUGCUGCCGCCGCACGUGCGCGCCGUCGACGCCGAGGCGGGCUUCGUGUGCGCCAAGUGCCGGCUGGCGUUCGCGGCGGAGGCGGCGCUGCUGGCGCACCAGCGCGUCGCCUGCUACGCGGGGCAGGCGGCCGCCGAGCGGCGCGCGGCCGUGCGCCUGGUGCGCGCGCAGCGCUUCGAGUGCACGCUGUGCCCGGCCGCCGACCUGGGCGCCACGCUCGCCGAGAUGGAGGACGUCGUCAACCAGAUCACGCUGCUGGCCGCCCGAGCCGCCGCCGAGAGCACCGACUCGAACGCCAACAUCGCCACCGGCGCGGGCUCCGUCGACGGCUCGGCCGCCAAGGGCAUGGCGGCGGCGCAGCAGAAGCGCUUCUCGCCGGCGAUGCAGCCGCUCGCUGCCGCCGUACCCAGAAGGAAAGAGGGAGAUAGAGAGAGUGAUGAGAAAUUAAAGAAACGGGCCGCCCUCGCAGCUCGGGACGAGGACGGCUCCGCAGAUUUUAAAAAGGGCUCGUCGGGGCGGUGGGCGUGGCGGCCGCCGGGGGCUGAACCGCCCCCGCAGUCGCCCGGCCGCAUCCUCGGCGGGCCUCAUCCCAGCACCCAAGGUUCCUAUCUUUAG